This is a messenger RNA of Rhinichthys klamathensis goyatoka, 4228 nucleotides long. It is a transcript of the gene srcin1b, whose product is annotated as SRC kinase signaling inhibitor 1b. The coding region runs from base 253 to 3882 and encodes 1209 amino acids. Lineage: Eukaryota; Metazoa; Chordata; Actinopteri; Cypriniformes; Leuciscidae. Gene Ontology annotation, cellular component: postsynaptic density; actin cytoskeleton; cytoplasm. Gene Ontology annotation, biological process: regulation of dendritic spine morphogenesis. The transcript is spliced from 22 exons. The record is from RefSeq and is a predicted model, not a curated record.
CACACACUCACACACCACGAAGGCUAGUGCAGACAAUUCCAACUGAAGACACGGAUCUGAGACAGAGAGAGAGAGAGAGAGAGAUCAGGAUGGGUGUUACAGGAGAAAUGAAGGAGGACGAGGCUGCGUAAGACAGCUGAGAGACACUGAAAGAUAAACCGAGGGUGGAGAGGACAGACAGCACAGCAGUUUUGUGACCGAGAAGGAGAGAGGGAGAACUAGAAGAAAAACUGUGCAGAUAAAGUGCUUGUGAUGUUGCGUGGGGAAGAUGCAGAAUAUCAGCGGCGCUAUCACACUCUGGGCAGUAACACACGCCGCCUCUCCAACCCCGACAUGGAGGCCUUCGCUAAACUCCACAAGAGCAGCGACAUGGAGCAUCAGAGGAACAAAUACCCUCCGCAACACGCAGCUACGCUGGUCAACACUAACUGUGCUCGGCAGCAGCAGCAACCACAUUACUGGAGUUUCAAGGCCAGGACUCCACGGGGCCCAGCGGGGCUCCAGCAACAGGCGCUGGGCGAGCAGGCAGGAGGGCGACUCUGUUAUGCGUCUGCGGAGAGUUUGGAAAGCAUGGCCGACGCUGAGCUUCCGCUGGGCUUCAGUCGCUCCAACAUCCUCAGACAGAGUCUUCCACUGGCUCGAUCGCCCAGCCAAGCCAAACUAAGAGCACCAGCGGUGUUGUUUUUGCAGUUUGGUGACGAGACGCGGCGGGUGCACAUCACUCAUGAGCUGACCAGCAUGGAGACGCUUCACGCGCUCAUCGUGCACAUGUUCCCGCAGAAACUGACGAUGGGCGCGUUGCGUUCGCCCGGCACGGCUCUCCUCAUCAAGGACGAGGCGCGCAACAUCUUCUACGAGCUGGAGGACCCUCGUGACAUUCACGACCGCUGCCUCAUCAAGAUCUACUGCAGAGAAGCUCCGAUACGAGACACACACUACAACACACAGCACGCAGCCCACCCCGUACACCACACACACAUCGCCAACGGAGACCUGCGGAGAGAACUGGUGUACACCUCGAGGGAAUCGUCUCCCACGCGUCGUUUAAACACACUCCCGUCUUCCUCUUCUCCCUCUGGUUCUCCGUCGCGCUCCCAGUCCCGUCUUUCUUACACUGGUGGGCGUCCGUCCUCUUACGCGGGUCCCCAUCAAUCGCCACAGCUCCACCCCUAUCAGCACCAACACCACACCCACCAAGGAGGCCACGCCCCCCAGCAGGCCCACCCUGCAUUUUGCUCCUCCCCAAGUGCAAUUCUGGAACGACGUGAUGUGAAACCGGAUGAGGAAAUUACAUCAUCAUCGAAGAGCAUGGUGUUGCUAAAAAACGAAGCGAUAUACGCAGACCCGUACACGCUGGUCCAGGAUCCUCGGCUCAGCGUGGCCUCACAGCAAGCUUUGGCUUACCGCCGUGGAUCUGUACGCUCGAUUGGUGGAUACCCUGCCGCGGCAUUACAGUGUGAGCUCGAGGGCGCCCUCUACAGGGCUGGUGGUCCCAUAUACGCAGAUCCAUAUGCCACUAUGGGUUUCCGCACCCUACCUCCAGCCUCGCCUCAAAAACUGUCUGAUGGCAGGGAUCCGUACGGGAGUCACCCAGGACGAGGGUCCCCUGGGAGGCAUGGGUUUCGUAAAGAUGGCACUGUGUACAUAGAGAGCCCCAAGAAUCGUCCAGGAGGACCCCCUCUAGAGCAGAUAUGUAUGCUUGGGGGCCCCGGAGGAGACGGAGGGCCGAUGCCAGUGUACGGUUCAACAUUACCUGGAAACGAGGAAACCAGAGAUCGUAUGGAGGCCAUGGAGAAGCAGAUAGCCAGUCUAACCGGACUGGUUCAGAGUGUUUUGACCCGUGGACCAGACAGCCCUGAGAAGGCAGAAACAGCAAGCGACUGCUCUGCACCAGAGACUGGAAGGUUUAGAAAGAAAAAAGUGUCAUCACCGUCUGCGCCUCUGGCCCUGAUGCCCCCCCCGCCCACUGGAGUCUGUCAGCCAAUAGCAAUGUCCCGUUCACAGAUGCAGCUGCACCUUACUGACCUGCAGCAACACACAUUUGAACUGCGCAAACAGCUCACACAACUACGACAAUUACAGCUGCAAAACCAGGAUUCAGUUCAGGCGUUACUGAGGCAGACAGAGUCUGAUUUGGGAAUGUGUCUGAUCGAGGCAUCUCGGACACAAGAAGAUCCAUUACAGCGUCAGCGACUUCUUGUUGAAGAAGAGAGGCUACGUUAUCUUAAUGAAGAAGAACUUAUUAUACAACAGCUACACGAUCUGGAGCGCUCUGUGGAGGAGAUGAGGAUGGGGGCGGGGCUUAACCAUCAUCUGGUGACAGAACAGGAAAUAGAACAGAAGAGUCUGGAACUCAGGAGACUGGGAGAGACCGUCACUGACCUCAAGAAUCAAUUCCCCAAUUUACAAAGUAAGAUGCGUGUGGUGUUGAGGGUGGAGGUGGAGGCCGUCAAGUUUCUGAAAGAGGAACCGCUCAGACUGGAGGCCCUGUUGAAACGCUGCAGAAAUAUCACCAACACCCUAACCCUUCUACGAAGGCAGGUAUCAGAAGGUGUGUGGAGGACACCCGAUGACUUCAGUAGUUCAGUUUCCAGCGCGAGUGAUGCUGACUUCAGCAGGAGCUCUGAUCUAGAUCUUCUCAACAGCCCCUCUCUAAAUCUGCCCGACCUAGGGUGCACCUUAUCAGGCACUGCCACUCUGACCGCCUCCAUGGGCACUAAUACAUCAAACCCUGGUCUAACGAGUGCCUCUAGUAUAGGUACCUCAAGUCUUUCUAACGUGCUGGGCUCCGGCGUUGGUGCCAGUCUGAGCAGCAGUGGUAUUCCUGGCAGCACCACGUUGGGAAACUGGCUGGCAGGGGCCGGGGCAACAGAUCCCCUCAUGCCUGAACUGGACGGCACUUCCACUGGGGCGAUAAAGACCAGCGGCCUGGAAGAUCUGCCCAUACGCAGAGAAUCUGAUAAAGGAGUGUCCGUGGAGGUCCGACUGGCUGCGGAGCGAGACUGGGAGGAGAAGAGAGCCAGUUUGACUCAGUUCAGCGCUCAGGACAUCAACCGUCUACUGGAGGAAACUCAAGCUGAGCUGAUGAAGGCCAUUCCAGAUCUGGACUUCGCUGCCAAGCAGAUCACCAAACCGGCCGUCCCGCCAAAACCCCAACUAUCCUCCCUCCCAGCGCCCGGUUCAGCAUCCUCCACCCCCAGUUUAACACCUGAACAUCAGCCCAUCAAAAUCCCACCAAAACCACCCAGCAAAGACGGCAUCCCACGCAGGGGAUCGGGGGAGCUGACCGUGCCACGGUAUCGUACAGACAAGCCGUCCAAGUCUCCGCCUCCUCCUCCUCCGCGACGAAGUUUCCCAUCAGGCCUUGGGCUAACUACCAACAGCAGCGGAGAAGUGAUCACCAUAAACAAGAGUGUGAAGAAGAUCGAGAACAGAGAGGAGGCUGAAGUACCGACCCAAUCCCAGACGCCACCCGUCAAACUGAGACGCCCAUCGACCUCGGACGGGCCCCGACCUUCAUCCACACCUCCGGUCAUCGCCGCUUCUGGGAGGAAAGAGGAUGAGGAUGAAGAUGAGAAGAUAAUGGCAGAGCUGGAGGCGUUUCAGAGAGCCCCAGUGAGACUGAGGGUCACUGCUCAGGCCAAAACCCCUGCCGAGGUCACUCCUAACAGUGUUGACAGGGCAGGCCAGUGGAUCAGCAACUCUCUGUGGAGAGAGCCUGUAGGCACUCCUCCGGGCUCGGGGAAACUGGUUCAGUCGUCUGCAGCGUCUCGUCUUCGACACCUACAGCAGAGCAGUCUGGAGCGCAGGAGCAGAAAACAGGAGGAAUUCCCUAAACUACAGCAGGGUCAGCAGCAGGUGAACGCUUCAUGGCGACGAUGACCCUAGAAACCAGGGGACGCACAGGUGACCUCUGAGCCUAAAUCACACAUGGAAGUAAAGCAUCUCCUCCGCUAAAGCAAGCACAACACAUCAGUACUGAAGAGCUUUGACCAAGGUACGAGUCUAAUUGUAAUUUUAUAGUAAAAAAAAAGCUGGUCGUAUGGUUACAAAUAAGAGCCAGUAUAUGUACACUGAAUAAACAAUAUAAACUAUAUGGUAUACUAAACAUGAAGCAGUUACAAUCCACUAAUGUAAACAAACUUAAUACAGUAAUAUACAGUAAUCGUGAAACAUUUUAGGGUGAAUCUCAUGAAAACAUGCCCAUAUCGUAUUUGAUCCCAAAACU